Messenger RNA from Candidula unifasciata, 1086 nucleotides. The record is from the annotation of a GenBank genome assembly. NCBI's taxonomy places the organism in Eukaryota, Metazoa, Mollusca, Gastropoda, Stylommatophora, Geomitridae.
AUGGAGUAUACUACAUAUUCUUAUGUGAGAGGUUCAAGAUUAGAGUCAACAGUGAAGAUUAUUCCAGAUGGUGUUAUGUUUUAUUUGAGAACAGCUUUUUCCGUCGUACUGACUAUUCUAGUUGCUACAGUUGGAAUUAUAGCAAAUAUUGUUAACAUCAUUGUGUACCACAAGCUAGGGUUCCGAGACAGUGUGAAUAUCACUUUUAUGGCCCUGUCUGUUUGGGAUCUAUCUUUAUGUCUUUCAUGUGAAAUCAUUGCUGUCUUUUAUUUAGUCGAUGCGUAUUUUCCAUUACCAUAUUUCAACACUCUCCCAAUUAGAUUUGUUUAUAUUGCACAUAUUACAGCAUUGACGAACAUUCUGUCAACAAUUGUCACCGGGUUUCUCUCACUAGAGAGGUGUGUUUGUAUUGUGUUUCCUUUGAAAGUCAAAGAAAUUUUGACUACGCGUCGAGUUAUCCUGGUAAACUUGACUAUUGUUAUGUUUGGAGUGGCUGCCAUCUGCCCAGCCUGGGCAACACAAGCAACACAAUGGGUUUUUAAUCCAGCAGACAACAGAACUCGGCUAGUUCUAUGGCUGUCUGCCAACAGACAUGAAAUUGACGUAUUUGUGGAUACAUUUAAUGGUAUGAUGAUUCCAAUGGUAGCACAAGUGCUAAUCACCAUAAGCAGCGGGUUCAUGAUUCACGGCAUCAACAAGUCAUCCCAGUUAAGAAAGAGAUCUUCCAAUUAUGGGAGUUUAGGAGACACAUACAAUCCCCAGAGUAAAUCAUUGUCCAAAGUUGCAGGAUCACACCGACUCAGUAAAAGAAAAACGAUGACUAGUAAAGACGUCAAACUCACAAAGGUGGUAGUUUCACUGACAAUACUAUUUUUUACUUGCAAUUUUCCGGCGAUUGUGAAUAUUUUUGUUCGACUGUUGUUUCCAGAAGUUAAUGUAGGAAAACAGCAGCACAAUGUGUACGAAUUUCUCUUUGUGCUGGUUUAUCUGUGUAGUUUGGUCAAAUCUACAGUCAAUAUUGUUGUGUAUGUUUACGCCAGUAGUAGAUAUAGGCGUGAGCUUUUGAUUUUAUUUGGUCGAAUGUGA